UUUCAGUUUUGAUUUUUUUUUUCAGCAUGGGAACAUGUUUGAGACAGAGAGGACCAAAUCUGAUUUUUAAGGCAAAGCAGCUACAAAGGCUUCAGUUAAUUCCAUGUAUAUCCUGCUCACAACUACAAAGUUCCACUCCUAGAGACACAUAUCCAAAAAUCUAUGCCCCCAAAAAGAUAAACAGGUCCCCAACAGCAUUAUUAGAAGCUCUGGAAGAAAGUGUUGGAUAUGAAUGCCGAAGUUAUGGAAAAUUUUCCAUUGAUGAUCCAGCCUGUUACCAUCGCCAGUUUAUGAAGGCAGAAAUGAUGCUUUCCACAGCAUCAGGGAGGAAAGCAGCGAGAAUGAUGAUGAGUAUGUACCCCGAGGUGUUUGAGGGGACACCUGCCCAUGUACCAGUGGAACCCCCAACUAAGGUAUUUGAUCCCAUUGUGACCAAAGAAAGUGAAGAUGAUUUAGAAGAAGCCAUUAAAGAGCAGAUUGAACAAAGAGAUGUAGAAAAGGUGUUGGCACUCUGCCAUAAAAUAGUUCCAGAAGGGAAAACGAUGUCUGGACAAACAUUAGAACAUUUGAUACAUUUCCUCAGCUUUUAUUGCCUGAGGGAUCACACAGCGACAGAACCAGAGGAAAUAGAACUACUGGAUAAAUUCAAGUCGGAAAAAUACUUGCCAUUAGACAACAUUCUCAAUGAUUUGUUCUUGUUUGAAGCAGAGAAGCCUCCUGCUGUCUACAAUUCAUUUAUUCGACAGUAUCUGAACUCUGCUGAGUUGAAGAAGCCAAGGGAAUGUCUGAAAUUUUACGAAACAAUGAAGAACACUAAAACACCAUUGGAGAGGAAGACCUAUCAUUACAUCCUGAGUCAUGCUCCAACGCUUUUUGUGUCUCUUCAAGAACCAUACAAAGCUGUCCAUCAAGUAUUGAAUGACAUGAAAAAGGCUGGUUAUCAUCCAACAGUAGAGACCUAUAACAUGGCUCUGCUGGGGCUAAAAUCUCAACGCUUUGACUCAAAUAAUUCUGAAUGCCUGGAUUAUGGAUUAAAACUUAUUGCUGAUAUGAAAGAUGUUGGAAUCGAACCCACUUUGGACACUUUGAGUAUACUCACCAGUCUUUUAGAUAUGUCAGUAUUUGGAAAAGGAACAAGUUCAGGGGUCAUGCGGGUCAUGAACCUAAUGAUGGAUGAGAUUGAGGGAAAAAGGUUUAAGGAUGUCGGCCCACAAGGCAGGAAAUUCAUCAUAAGGGCAUUAAAGAUCGCCCUCUUUCACCAAGACCUUGACUUUGCAUACAGAAUUGAUGCUUUUUACAAAACGGGACAGAAUUAUAAGCUACUUACUGAUCAUGAUCAUUAUUCUUAUAGAGUGAUCAUGUUUGUAUUAGCAGUAUACAAGGAGCCCAGUCUGUCCAAGGUUGUAAACCUAUACACAGCGCUGCAGCCUGUGGACGAGAUAAGGUUCGUGAACGUAUUCCGCAAGUUCAUCAAAGACCUCACUGUCACAAAGUCCUACAAGUUUAUUCCACAGCUGCUCAAUUCUUUUCAUGCUGCCAGUUUCAAUUUGGCAGAAAUAACAGCUUUCUUGGCCAAAGAGAAGCAGCCACAACUGGUGCAAGUAAAAUUGGCUGAAUUUGUAAAAGUAAAGUUAUCAGAGCUUGAGGAAAAACGGAAUGUGAGACCAAAAAUGGAAUUAUUGGAGAAUAUGUUGAUGAUAGCCAUGAAUGGUGAAAACAUUGAAUUAGCUUGGAAAGUGUUCUCGUUUAUUAUUACCAAUAGGAAGAAUAUGUAUGGAGCAGAAGUAAGCAUGAUACAACCUUUUGAGGGACUGUUAGAUUACUACAUUUCUGCAGAUGACUUGGGAAAAUGUGCAGAAAUUAUGAAGUUUUUGGUGAAGGAAGUUCCACAAGGUGUGGCAGAGAGUUUAGGAGAGAAAAUUUUCACUAGUAUUCCUAUGAAUGAACUGGAAAGGGAGCAGCUGCAGAGAAUCAUGAAGAGAGCAACAAUAAAAAAGAGAAGAUCAAAUCCAUAUUUAGCUAGAUAUUAAUAAAAAUAACUUUAUUUCCCCAA
Saccostrea echinata is the source of this 2053-nucleotide messenger RNA. RefSeq names its product small ribosomal subunit protein mS39-like. Gene Ontology annotation, biological process: mitochondrial translation. Bases 27 to 2030 code for a protein of 667 amino acids. Gene Ontology annotation, molecular function: ribosomal small subunit binding; rRNA binding; protein binding. Gene Ontology annotation, cellular component: mitochondrion. NCBI's taxonomy places the organism in Eukaryota, Metazoa, Mollusca, Bivalvia, Ostreida, Ostreidae. The record is from RefSeq and is a predicted model, not a curated record. The transcript has 25 exons.